GCGGGCAAGAUGGCGGCCGCGGAGGCGUCCGAGCGCGGAGUCCUCGCGCCCUGACGGGACGUCUCGACCGAGUCGGCGGCGAAGGUCCCAGCUCCUCUCGCGUCGUCUGUGAGCAGUUGUUGAAAAUACGAAUCCUGUCCCUUGGGCACGGGGUGGAGGCCUGGCCCUCUGUCUAAGAGACUCGCUGGGAUUCUGCUGCACGUAGAACUUCUGGGGAAAGUGUCCAGGUGCUCGGCGCUGGGCAGGGUUUCGUUGUGUGCCUUGUCCUAGCAUGGAACGUGGCGUGAAGCCGGAGUCGCCCUUAGCAGUUACAUGUGAUUAAAGCCUGCGCAGCUUGGACAACUCGGAAGGUAUGGAUGAUUCGGGAGACCCGAGCAGUGAGGAGGCCCCCAAGGCCAUCAAGCCCACAAGUAAGGAGUUCAGGAAGACGUGGGGCUUCCGGAGAACCACGAUUGCCAAGCGUGAAGGUGCGGGCGAUGCCGAGGCGGACGCUGCAGAGCCGGCCCCGCAGCCACAGCCGCAGCCGCAGCAUGGCCUGUCCUUGCGGCGCAGUGGCCGGCAGCCGAAGCGCACGGAGCGGGUGGAAGAAUUCCUCACCACGGUGCGGCGCCGGGGCAGGCGGAGUGCCCCGGCCUCCCUGGAGGACUGCACGGAGCCAGCAUCCUGCCCCGUCACCGAUGCCGAGACCGCCUCGGAAGGAAGCGUGGAGAGCGCCUCCGAGAGCAAGGGUGGCUCCACGCCUGGGGCCGGGGCGGCCAAGGAGCGACUCGCGUCUCCUGAGAAAGCCAAAGCGGGUGACGAGGAGGACGACACCUCCGACAGUGACAGCGACGGCCUCACUCUGAAGGAGCUUCAGAACCGCCUGCGGAGGAAGCGCGAGCAGGAGCCGGCCGAGAGGCCCGCGAAGGGGGUCCCCAGUCGCCUGAGGAAGAAGCGUCGGGAGGAGGACCCCACAGAGCCCGUGGAUGUGGAGGCCGGCGCUGCUGCCGAGCAGGUGCUGCCCAGUGCCCAGGAGCCUGAGGCUGGCCGAGGGGCCGUGUCCGAGGUGGUGGAGGAGGGCGUGGAGAGCGAGGCCGAGGGACGUGUGGCACAGGAAGUCGAAGAAGAGCCCAGGAACACGGGGAGACCUAAGCCUGAGUGCGAGAUCUACGACCCCAGCACCCUGUACUGCAUCUGCCGCCAGCCCCACAACAGCAGGUUCAUGAUCUGCUGUGACCGAUGUGAAGAAUGGUUUCACGGCGACUGUGUGGGCAUUUCUGAAAACCGGGGGAGGCUUUUGGAGCGGAAUGGGGAGGACUACAUCUGCCCAAACUGCACGAUCCUGCAAGUGCAGGCUGAGCCUGACGCGGGAGCCGCCGACCAGCAGGACGCGGGAGGGACCCCUGGCAGCGCCGACGGCACAGCUCUGAUGAGCAUGGGAACCGUGGAGCAGCGGUCCAGCGAGGACCAGGGGAUCAAGGGGAGGAUCGAGAAAGCCACGCACCCGAGUGGCAAGAAGAAGCUGAAGAUAUUCCAGCCGGUGGUGGAGGCUCCUGGGGCCGCCAGGUGCAUCGGCCCGGGGUGCUCCAGCGUGGCGCAGCCGGACUCCGUGUACUGCAGCAACAGCUGCAUCCUGAAGCACGCCGCCGCCACCAUGAGGUUCCUCAGCUCAGGUAAAGACCAGAGGCCCAAGCCCAAGGAGAAGAUGAAGGUGAAGGCAGAAAAGCUCCGUCUUCCCACGUGGAGCGUGCAGGCAGGCAUUAAAAUCUCUUCUGUGCACAAGAGACCAGCUCCAGAAAAAAAAGAAAACCCAACAAAGAAGGUGGUGAUGGCUCCUCCUAGGGGCGAAGCCAUGGGGAAGGACGCACCGAGCGAAAGCACGCCGUCCUGGGCGAGCGACCACAAUUACAAUGCAGUAAAGCCGGAAAAGAGUGCUGCGCUCUCGUCGUCACUGUUGUAUAAAUCCGUGAAAGAAGACAGAAGAGUGGAGGAGAGAGUGACGGCGGCGGCAGUCUCCAAGAAGACAGCCCUCCCAGGCUCCUCGGCAGGCAGGCAGACGGCGCCCAGGAGUCUCCUCCCAAAGAAGUCUCCUCUUGGUGGCAUGGCAGCCGCCAGGCCAGUCAUUAAAAAGGCACCCUCUGGCUGCAAGGGCGCCAUCCCCAAGAGGCCGUGGCUCUCGGGCACUCCCUCGGGCGGCGCCUCAGCUGCCAGGCAGGCAGGACCCACAGCUGUCCCUGCGGCGGCCACCUCCAAGAAGGCACUGGGUACUGCUCUGGCGGGAGCCGUCAGGAAGCCGGCAGCAACGUCCGCAUCGGCAGCCUCUCCGGCCGCUGGACGCCUGGGGGCCGUGAGCCCUGCACCGUCCCAGCCGAAUUCGCAAAUACGACAGAACAUAAGGCGCUCCUUGAAGGAGAUUCUGUGGAAGAGGGUGAACGACAGCGAUGACUUGAUUAUGACGGAGAGCGAGGUGGGCAAGAUCGCAUUGCACAUCGAGAAGGAGAUGUUCGGCUUGUUCCAGGUCACAGACAACCGCUACAAGAGCAAGUACCGCAGCAUCAUGUUUAACCUGAAAGACCCCAAAAACCAGGGGCUCUUCCAUCGCGUUCUGCGUGAAGAAAUCUCCUUGGCAAAACUCGUGAGGAUGAAGCCAGAAGAACUGGUAUCCAAAGAGCUUUCCACGUGGAAGGAGAGACCGAGGAGACCCGCGGUGGAGCCCAGAGCCAGGCUGCAUGAUGGGGGCAGGCGGGUAGCUGCCGUCCAGGAGGCCGCCCCCGACAUGGAGGAUUCUCCCCCCGUGUCGGACUCCGAGGAACAGCAAGAGGCCGUCCGAGCUGCCCCUGAGCGGAGCACAGCCCCCGCCCUGGACGUCUUCAGCAGCAUGCUGAAGGACACGACGAGCCAGCACCGUGCGCACCUCUUUGACCUGAACUGUAAGAUUUGCACAGGUCAGGUCGCGUCGUCAGAAGAACCCGCUCCAAAAAAGCAGAAAUUAUCAGGCUCCGCUAAGAAGGACGACCUGAAGUCCGGGGAUGGAAGCGUCCCCCCGGACCCCGCUGCCAGCCUGGCUGACGACGGGAUUCCAGAAGCCCCGCCCGGAGAAGCUGCCGAGCCCGGCCUGGAGGGCACUUGGCAGCCACACCUGGAAAGGAAGCCUCUCCCUGGGCCCCCAGGAGACGGCUGUCCGGAGCCCUCCCCGCUCGAGGGCCUCUGCGCCUGCCCAGCCCCCGCGGGGGGUGGGGUGGUUACCACUGUCACAGUAUCUGGCCGGGACCCCAGGACGGCUCCAAGUGGGUCAGGCGCGGGCAUGGCCUCUGCGGCAGCCCACCUGGACAGUCCCCAUGCGAUGGAGAGCAAAUCCGACGUGCCGAAGCCUGCUGUGGCUUCCGUGACGGUGCCCAAGUCCAUCCUGGCUAAGCCUUCCUCUUCCUCAUCUCCGGACCCACGGUACUUGUCGGUUCCACCGUCUCCAGGUGUCAGUGUCUCCGGCUCUCGGUCCCCCCCGGAAGGAGACACGAGCCUGUUCUUGUCGCGCCUCAGCGCCAUCUGGAAGGGAUUCAUCAACAUGCAGGGUGUGGCCAAGUUCGUCACUAAGGCGUACCCUGUGUCUGGCUCCUUGGAUUAUCUCAGUGAGGACUUGCCCGACACCAUCCACAUCGGCGGGAGGAUCGCGCCAAGGACAGUGUGGGAUUACGUUGGCAAACUCAAGUCUUCCGUGUCCAAGGAGCUCUGCCUGAUCCGCUUCCACCCCGCCACGGAGGAGGAGGAGGUCGCCUAUAUUUCUCUCUACUCCUAUUUUAGCAGCCGUGGCCGCUUCGGUGUGGUCGCCAACAACAACAGGCACGUCAAGGACCUCUACUUGAUUCCGCUGAGUGCCAAGGACCCGGUUCCGUCCAAACUCCUGCCCUUUGAGGGACCAGGUCUUGAGUCUCCGCGUCCGAAUAUCAUCCUCGGGCUUGUGAUCUGUCAAAAGAUAAAACGCCCUUCAAACGCUGCAGAGUUGGACAAGGGGGAGGAGAGGCGGAGCCGACUCCAGGACGAAGCUGACAUCUCAGCAGGCCCCAAGGUCCCCGCGGCUCCUCUGAGCGACAAGAAGCCCUCCAGGUACCCGCUCUGCUCUGCGGACCCGAUGGGCAGCACCACGCCCCCUGCAUCCCCCCCGCCUCCGCCCCCUCUUCCAGAGCCGCCCGUGUCCACAGUGCUGCCGCCCCUCAAGCCUGGCUCCGCUGGCCCCAUCUCGGCGCCUGCUGCGCCACCCGCGGCCCCGGCGGCCGCUCCCCCGGCCGCUGCUUCGGCGUCCAAGACGGCCUCGCCGCUGGAACACAUCCUGCAGGCUCUCUUCGGGAAGAAAAAAUCCUUCGACACCCAGGCCAAGGAGUCUGGGGGGGCUGCCCCGGCUCCCCACCAGGACCCCAAGGCCCCGCUGGACAGUGGGACCCCAGCAGCCCCCCUGCUGGACCCCAUCGUGCAGCAGUUUGGCCAGUUCUCCAAAGAGAAGGCUCCAGUGGAGGAAGAGGAUGACAGGCCCUACGACCCCGAGGAGGAGUACGGCCCCGAGAGAGCCUUCGGCGCGCAGCUCGCCGCCCGGCCGGGGGCUCACCACGACCCGGAGCCGGCUCCCGACGUGGCGGAGAGGGAAGAGGUGGCCUACGACCCUGAGGAUGAGACGAUUCUAGAGGAAGCCAAAGUGACUGUUGACGACCUGCCCAACAGGAUGUGUGCAGGCGCUGGGGCCGAGCCCACAGAGAGGGCCGCGGGCUGCGCCCCUGACGCCCCCACCCCCUCGUUGGUGGAGCAGCAGAAGAUGCUGGAGGAGCUGAACAAGCAGAUCGAGGAGCAGAAGCGGCAGCUGGAGGAGCAGGAGGAGGCCCUGAGGCAGCAGAGGGCGGCCGUGGGCGCGUCCAUGGCCCACUUCUCCGUGUCGGAUGCGCUGAUGUCACCGCCCCCGAAGGCGGCUCUGACCAAGGGCGAGCUGCUGGAGCCCGAGCAGCAGCAGGCUCCAGACAGGUCCGUUGUGCCUGCCGCCCCCGCGGCACAGCAGAGUGUAGACACGCGACAGCGGCGGGACCCGCGGCAGGCCAGGCGGUUGGCCGCGGAGAGCGGCGAGGCUGGGCCUGCCAAGCCCCCAGCAGGCAGCAGCCAGCCCGGCCCUGCAGCCAGGGGACCUCCCGCAGGGACUCCUGGGGUCCAGGGGCCCGCGCAGGCCCAGGAGGAGGAAGAGGCGACACCUCCUCCAUGGGUUCCAGGUGAAAAACCUCCACUGAUGCCCACGCAGGACAGCCUGAGGGGCGAGUACUCAGGAAACCCCGGCCAGCUGCCCAUGGAGGGCGUCCAUCCCGUGGCAGCUGGGGACGGCCUGGCCAGACCUGCCCGCAGGGUGCUGCUGCCCACGCCCCCGAGCACCGCCCUGCAGCCCGGCUUCGCUCUGCAGAGCGACGGGCAGAACUUCUGCUCCCCCGCAGGGCGGGACCCCUUCCCCAGCCCCGCGUUCGCGGCUCAGGAACGGCCUCUCGGCGGGGCCCCCUACGAGAGCCCCAGACACAGCCAGUGUGCCGGCAAGAGCAACGGCCCCGCCGCCGGCGCUGAGAUGGGCAGAGAGCCCCUGGCCCGGGCUGGGGAGGGCCCCGCCCAGUUCCCCCUGCCUGGCCAGAAAGGGGGGGCGCCCCCGCCCCCGUUUCAGGGCCAGCGUGAGCCGGCCCGCCCUUUUGGGAUGUCAGCGCUUCACGGCUCUAACUUCCCAGGACCGCGGGGGCCGGGCCCUUCAUUUCCCGAGGAGAACGUCGUUCCAAGUGACGGGCCCAGGGGGCCUCCGCCUGCCAGGUUCGGGGCCCAGAAGGGGCCCAUCCCUUCCUUAUUCGCGGGUCAGCACGGGCCCCCUCCUUACGGGGAUGCUAGAGGCCCUUCGCCCCCCUUCCUCGGCGGCCCACGAGGAGCAGCGCCGACCCAGUUUGAAGAACGCAAGGACCUCCACGGGGAGCAGCGGGACUUCCAGGACCCCCCGUAUAGCGAGGCGCCCGGCCCGCCCGCCCAGUUUGAAGGACCAGAGCGAGCGCCCUGUGUGGGCAGCAGGGGCCCCGUGCCCUUCCCGUGUGGCGGCCAGAGGCGGCCUCUGCUGUCUCAGCUCAAAGGGCCCCGGGGAGGCCCCCCUCCAUCCCAGUUUGGAGGCCAGAGAGGACCACCCCCUGGCCAUUUUGUGGGUCCACGUGGGCCCCACCCUGGCCAGUUUGAAAAUGCCCGGGGCCCCCAUCCCGGCCAGUUUGAAGGCCCCAGAGGCCAAGCACCGGCCUUCAUGCCGGGCCCCAGGGGGGGUCAGCCACAGCAGUUUGAAGAGCAAAGAGUGAACUCGCCACCCAGGUUUGCGGGUCAGAGGGCACCUGCACCCCUGCCGUUGGCUGGGCCCAGGGGCUCUGCACCCUUUCCUGAGAAGAGUGAGCAGACGCCAGCCCGCUUCCACUUCCAGGGCCAGUCCCCGCAGGUGCUGAAGCCGGGGCCCCGGCCCCUACUCGAGCUCCCCAGCCACCCCCCACAGCACAGGAAGGACCGCUGGGACGAGGCUGGCCCCGGCUCAUCCGGACAGGGCCCCGAGGCCGACGCGCAGUGGGGGUCUCCUGAUUUCCGGGAGGCCAAAGGCCACGAGUACAGAGGCCAGGCUUUUGAGGGGAGGCCGAGAGAACGCUUUGAAGCCGGACCCAAAGACAAACCAGUGGACGAGCCCGAAGCCCAAGUGCCCGAGAGUCGGCAGGGCCGGGGCUUCGAGGACAGGAGGCGGGAGCGAGAGCGCGGCAGGAACUGGAGCCGGGAGCGGGAUUGGGAGAGGAGCCGCGAGUGGGACCGGCACAGGGACAAGGACGCCGGCCGGGAGUGGGACCGAGGCCGGGAGCGGAGCGCCAACAGGGACAGGGAGCGGGGCCGCAGCCGAGACCGGAGCCGGAGCAGGAACCGGGACCGGGAGAGAGACAGAGACAGGAGACGGGACCGGGACCGGGACCGCGAGAAGGCCAGGGACAGGGAGCGGGGCCGCGACCGGGACCGCAGGGACCAGGGCAAGAGCAAGGAGAGCGCGCGGGACCCCAAGGCCGAGGCCGCCUCUGCCCAGGCCUAGGGGCCCGGCCCACCCGGACCAGGGGGGCCUCCUGUGCAGACAGGCCCAGCCCCCACAGGUCCUUUCAAAAGCCAAGGUCAUAAAAUGCAUUGAACAAAUAGUUUGAAAUAGCUGUGAACGUAGACACAGAUAGCAAAUUCUGGACUUCAGAAAUUACUGUAAUUUUGUGUAUAAUGGUUUCUUACAAAAUUUCACCUCUUACAAUUCUGAUACUUUUUUUUAAAGGUAAGAACUCUUUAAUAUUUCCAUUUAAAAUUACAGAAAUGGGAAAGUGUCCACAAAAGCAUAUUGCUUUUUGAGAUUAUAAAGUUAUCUUUUCCAGUAACUUGACUGUUGUGAAUUUUAAGGGACUCCCGGAGGGCCCUGGACCACACCGCUACUGGCUUCUUGCCUGUGGGGGCGUCGGUCAGCACAGGCCCUGGCCGCGCGCAUGCCUGCGUGUGCCGAGCCGUGGCCGGGGUGGCUGGUGCCCGAGACGCGCGUCCAGAACGUUUAGGAACCCGAAACUUACAGAUAUAUCUUUCUUUCACUAUAAAGAAAUCUGAGUUACCAACUUCCAUCCAGAAACCAAAAGGUAAAGUUCGCAGUUUGGCUCAGCUUUAUUUGCCCCCUCAAAGGCGUCCUUUCAAAAGUGUGACUUAAAGCCCCGUCCGUCCUAGUAGAGAAAGCGUUGCAUUUGAAACAAUUUGUUGAAAGAUGUUCUCGUUUUACCAACCUGGUGGAGAAAAUUAACCCACAGGUGUACCUCGAGGGUGGCGUGGGCUUGGAUCGGGAACGCUGUCUCGGGCUUCACCACCAGCAGUGCUUCCUGGCCCCCGGCUCCCAGCUGCUGUGUUUUCCAGGGGAUCAAAUGGAGCGGCCUCGUGUACAGUCAGAGCUGGGGCACGGCCCCUGCUGCCGGCUGAUCCACCUGACUGUACACAUACACUUUGGUAACUUUAUAUUUUCAUAAAAUGACUUUUGCAGAUGUAAGAUGAGAGAAUUGGUUUCUUCCGUGCAGCCUCUUACCCCAUCGGUGUCGCCUCGCAGCUGGGGGUGGUAAAACCACGUGUCCAUCAAACAGGCAGGGUGGCAGGUCCAGCGUCGGAUAGGAUGUGAAGGGUUCGGUUUUUGUUUUUUUUUUUUUUUUACAUAUAAAGCAAAUUUUUCUAAUUUAAAUACACAAAUGUAAAAAUCAAGUGUGUUCCUUUAGGUUUACUUGAUAGAAAUUUCUGUAAAUUGUAUUUUAUAUUGCAGAGUAUUAUAUCACUGUACAUUAAAC
Lepus europaeus (European hare) is the source of this 8339-nucleotide messenger RNA. It is a transcript of the gene DIDO1, whose product is annotated as death inducer-obliterator 1. The transcript has 17 exons. The record is from RefSeq and is a predicted model, not a curated record. NCBI's taxonomy places the organism in Eukaryota, Metazoa, Chordata, Mammalia, Lagomorpha, Leporidae. The coding region runs from base 353 to 7078 and encodes 2241 amino acids. Gene Ontology annotation, biological process: apoptotic signaling pathway; DNA-templated transcription. Gene Ontology annotation, cellular component: nucleus.